UGUCAAAGGUUUUACUUUUUCCUGAUGUUUAACAAAACGCCAAAAAGGGUUAUCCAGCUGGUUACAUUUCUACAGUGAGCUAACUACUUAGCAGUAGCAAAUAAAGCUUAGCCAACAUUAAACAGUAUGGGGCAGAGUUGGCGGGGUGAACGCAGGUGUCUCCAAUGACACUGAUUAAGGUUCCGUUCCAUUUUUAUUUUUAUUCUUUAGACUUUCCAGUGAACCGACACGCACAUCACCCCGCACCCUGCUCCCAAUCAGCAUGGCGUUGUUCAGGUGUGUUACGCUUCAAAUACAACCAGGAGGUGCGUGGGACCGAAAGGCGCUUUGACCAGUGCAUUUCCUCGUUCGUUAUUCAGCUAUUCAAAUGACGAGUCCGCAUAACAAGGCCGAGAGAAAGCGAAAAGUUGGGCUCAAAAGACAACUACACAUUACUGGGGCAGUUAAACCUGCGUCUGCACCGACAGGGAGCCUCAAAUCAGCGCUGACUGUGAACGAUUUACUCUUGCUGGAUUGCAGUGUAUUGCUGUCUGUGAGGAGCAUCUUCAUCAUGACUCCAUCCUCCGUGUGUCUGCUGCUUCCUGUCCCUGCUCACUACUGAAGACUCAACAUCCACCUGCUCAUCUCCUUUUUCUUCUACAUCACUCCUCCGUCUGUCCUUUAGUCAUGAAUCCCUAUGGAGACACACAUGUGAACUCUGACCCAUGCAAUGAUGUCAAUGCUCCUGGAUCUCCACAAAGUCCACAUUCAUACUCAACUCCUGACCCCCAAGAUAAUUCCCAUAAUCCAUAUCUGUCAACCACUGUAUCAUCUGCUCCAGUCAUACAGACAGGUCAUAGCUUCCCAUCACCUGAUCUGCCGCUUCCAGCCUCUGAUCCAACUCUCACACUGAACCCUUACUCCACCCCCAUCACACUCCCUACCUCCCAGGUGUCAGUCACCAUCCCAUCCCCAGACCUCCACCCAUCUCCCCUUCAGUCUCGGUGCUUAGAGGAGACCUGCCCUGACCUGGAGUGCGCCAUCUGCUUCAGCCAGUUCAAUAAUGUCUUCCGCUGUCCCAAGAUGCUUCAAUGCAAGCACACGUUCUGCCUGGAGUGCCUGGCACGUAUGAACGUCAAGUCAUCUCAGCCAAACGCCAUCCAGUGCCCACUGUGCCGCGGCUUCACACCCCUGCCCACCCUUGGGCUGCCCAGACUGGCCACAGAUUCAGACGUGCUGUCUUACCUUCCAGCCGCCAUGCAGAGAGUCUACAGCAUUCGUUUCCUCCGCGACAAAGGGAAGCUGCAGGUUAAAAGGUCAUCUGAAGGUCGUCAUCGAUGGGGUGAGAGGUCACUGACAUCUAUGAACCGCUCUUUGGAUGUGGGGCUUCCCAACCCGCCUGUCACAGGUCACAACAUGGGCGGAGCUCUGUUCCAACUGACGGGCAGGCCGGUGUGCCGAGCCUUCCUCCUGACAUCUGUGGUUAUGAUGAUGGUGCUGCUGACGGGCAUCAUCAUCUUCCUCCUCACCAUCAACAAACAGCAACAGUGAGUGACAUCAUAUGAUAUCACAUCCAGUCUUCCCCUCUUUUAUUUUUGUGAUUGGGGG
Messenger RNA from Larimichthys crocea (large yellow croaker), 1587 nucleotides. RefSeq names its product E3 ubiquitin-protein ligase RNF183. Lineage: Eukaryota; Metazoa; Chordata; Actinopteri; Sciaenidae. The record is from RefSeq and is a predicted model, not a curated record. Gene Ontology annotation, molecular function: ubiquitin protein ligase activity. Gene Ontology annotation, biological process: protein ubiquitination. The transcript is spliced from 3 exons. Bases 667 to 1530 code for a protein of 287 amino acids.